AUGGCUUUCGCUUAUGAAAAUGUUGAAGAACACUAUUACAACAGCACACAACAACAUAACUUUAAACAUCGGAUUCAUAAGGUGACGUGGGUAUCACCCGAUCGGGCAACCGAAAAUCAAAUUGAACACAUCGCUAUUAGCAAAAAAUGGCGUAGGUCUCUGCUGGAUGUGCGUAACAGAUGUCGUGCGGACAUAUCGAGUGAUCACCACCUCUUAAUAGCCACCAUACGCCUUAAAGUUGCUGCCAUAAAGAAUAAUAAAAAUGGUUUCCAGAAGAAAUUUAACACCUACAGACUAGAAGACCCUGUCACUAGAAGCCGUUUUACCAAUGCCGUCAGGGACUCCUAUCAAGAGGAACGAGACACUGAAGAACACAUAGGCUACAGGACCUCGCCCAAGAAGCCAUGGUUGACGGGAAAUACGUGGAAUCUAAUAAAUCAGCGUGCAAAGGGAAAGAACGAAGUAAACUGUAUACGCCAGAUUGGACAAGAUGGUGAAGAAAAGCGCAAGGGCGGAUAA
Molecule: messenger RNA, 519 nt
Organism: Calliphora vicina (urban bluebottle blowfly)
Lineage: Eukaryota; Metazoa; Arthropoda; Insecta; Diptera; Calliphoridae
Exons: 3
Coding region: 1-519 (172 amino acids)
Source: RefSeq, a predicted model, not a curated record